Gloeophyllum trabeum ATCC 11539 is the source of this 2964-nucleotide messenger RNA. RefSeq lists its product as uncharacterized. The transcript has 8 exons. Gene Ontology annotation, molecular function: microtubule minus-end binding; gamma-tubulin binding. Bases 1 to 2964 code for a protein of 987 amino acids. NCBI's taxonomy places the organism in Eukaryota, Fungi, Basidiomycota, Agaricomycetes, Gloeophyllales, Gloeophyllaceae. Gene Ontology annotation, cellular component: equatorial microtubule organizing center; spindle pole; centrosome. The record is from RefSeq and is a predicted model, not a curated record. Gene Ontology annotation, biological process: microtubule nucleation; mitotic cell cycle; meiotic cell cycle.
AUGCCCUGGCUCCCGCCCUUGGGAGACCAGGAGGAUACUAGAGACAGCCCGCUCAGCCUGCCUCCCCUGGCUGCUCCCUUCUUUGUUAAACCCCUUCCUGACAAACCACAGAAUCCAUUGAUGGAUAGAAUGGAAAUGUACUGUUCCAAACAUUCCGGCCGAAGAGCGGAACGAGGGAUUACGGAUUCCGUUGCUCCGAACGAACCUAAUGUAGUUCAAGCUGACCCUCAGCAUGCCUCCGAAAGUACGCUGUGGGAUGAUGCUCUAAGGUUGGAACAUACUCGAACGCCGAGCCUUUUAUCUUGGGAUACGCUUCGUUUCUCCCAUUCACCGAAAUCUCUAGGCACACCCUUUCUAUCGGAAGGAACGAGCGAAGACUUCGCCAUCGCCAGACAUUUUGUACAACCGCCGCUCUUCAAAGACUUAAAGUCAGACGUAACAUACGUCACCGAAGGAGAGCUUCUUCAGUCAUUGCGAGCGACAGUACUUGGUACUUCUUCCCGGUUGUACCAGUGGGAUGGCCUUUCAGAACUGUUUCAACCAAUGUUCGCGCAUGGGAAAUCGUCUCUUCUACUAGUCUAUGGUAAAGACGAAAAGAUCAGCGCGAGGCUCGUUUCCGCCGUCUUUCUGUAUCUUUCUUCUUGCUCACAUCUAGCUCUCAGUAUUGUCCGGAGAUUCACAGCCGUUGGUGCUCUUCUGCGUCGACUGGAUAUCCUAGUUGACUCCUUGAAGGCGCAGAGUCAUCCAGAAGCAUCUACAUUUUACGCAUUCACUCAUGCGAUCUCGUCUCUCCUUCAGUACGCUCGGAGCGAACUGGCAACUCUCCCGUCUCUGGAUACCAGCGUCAACUCCGAACGACAACUCUUAAUCGAGAUUUCAACAAAAUAUGCCGAAGUAGAAGAAAUUAUGACUGCGGUCGCUGUACUCUGCAGACGGGAUCUACAGACUUCUCCGAGACAAUAUCAACCGCUGCCAAUUUCCACCGAGAAUCUGCUUUCUCAUGUAUAUCUCCAUAUCAAGUCGUUAACAGAAAGAGCAGCAGGCAGAAGAGUCAGGGCAGCUGUCGCCUUCAUCCUUACAACAAUCUCCCAAGGCUAUUUCAAGACUAUCAGCAAAUCCGUGGGCCUUGGAGCCGUCGAUAUCACUGCGUCGUCCGAGGAGCCGCUGGAAUUGCCCGAGGAAGAUGAAGAAAGCUCGGACGAGUCCGACGAAGUUCAAAUUGAACGCCGUGGUGACAGUUUGCCUGCGGCGUCAUUUCCUGUGUUCUUCUCUUCCGAGUUAGCGGAUACUAUACCGAGAGCCCGCAAGUCUCUAGAACUGCUCAAGGCUGCCCAGAAUGACCACCCCCUUUUGCACUACUACGAGCCUUUUUCUGAUCUUGGCUGGUUUUGGACGGAAGAAGAAGUCAUCUCUGCAUGGAACCGCACACAGCUUUCCGAUUCGAAGCCAAGGACGGCGGAAGAGACGUCAUCUCAAGAGCUGGCGCUCUCAGCGGUCUCGGAAUCAAAAUAUAAAGAAGAAAUAAAGGAAUUCCGCAUAUUCGAUCUCCCUCCAGGCGAGACCCUCGGACAGGAGGCAUCGGACGCGCGCUUGCCAGUCUCCCCAGAUUAUUCUGUUCAGUCAUUCAUAUCCGCGUUCCCCUCUGAGCUACCCUCCAUCACGCCGACGUUGGAUCAUCUCAGCGAACUAGUUCUGACGCCUCUUCUCGAACGUACUCGGUUAUUGUCUGGAGCACUGCUGGAGAUAUUGACUUCCCCCUCGUCUUACUUCAACUUCCACAAUCACGUCUACCUCCUCAGAUCAUACCUCUUACUCACGUCCCACUCCUUCCGGAGUCGCCUCGAGGCUGCUUGUUUCUCUGACUCUGAGGACCGCUAUCGUGAUAAACAGGCUGCAAGGUCGCUGGUUGUACGGCCUAGCCGCACUUCCGAAGCUGGAAAAGAUGAGAACUGGGCUGUCGGACUUGCUCCGGAGCUGAUGGAACGGCAAUCUUGGCCUCCGGGAGGUACUGACCUCAGCUUCUACCUCAGAACAGUUAUUGUAGAUUCCUUAGAAGCGAAUUUCGAUGAAGCUGACAGUGAAGACGAGGGUGGUGUGGUCGAGAGGGCUGGACGCGCUCGAAUAUUUCAAGAAGCAGAUUCCCGGUUGGGAUUCGCGAUACGUGAUCUGCCAACAGGUACCGGCAGAGAAAAAUGGCUCAACCCACUAUGUGCGGCCCUUGAUUUCCUGUACAUGGAGUAUCGACCUCCCCAUCCGCUGGAUGUGCUUAUCACGCCUGAAGUCAUCUCAAAAUACCAGCGCAUGUUCGCUUUCCUCCUACGACUUAUGCGAGUGGAAAAUGGCGUCCGUUCUCUAUACCGUAUGACCAGACGAAAGUCUGAUCCUCUGUUCCCCACCCUAGCGUCGUCCAAUAAACUAUUGCUCCACUUCCGCUUUGUGGCCCACUCGUUCGUGAUGGUGAUAUCGACAUACGUUUUCGACACGGCUAUCCGGGGCAACUUCGACGUGCUCCUUUCCCGCCUUUCGUCUACAACAACGCCAGGCAAUGAAUCCUUCUCAGACGUCUUUACCCUUGCCGACCAUCACUCUAGUGUUAUGGACGACAUUCUCAGCGCAUGCUUACUGCGAUCAGGACAGAAAGCAGCCGGAGACCUGCUGAGAGGCUGUCUCGAGUAUGUCCUUGAUCUAUGCAACUUAGCUGGGAUGAGGCGAGAAAAUAGGCGCGAAGAGUAUGAAGCAGCGCCAAUGUUGGAGGAUCUAUACAACGCUUUCGACUCCAGGAUGACUACAUUGGUGAAAGUUCUCAGAGGGGUUGUCGAAAAGGAAGCAGCCAUGUCCGACAUACCACUCGAGUACAUGGACAUGCUCAGCGGAGACAGACUUGCUGCUCUUCGAGGCACAGGUAGUCUCCGUCACCUGCUUCACCAAUUGGACAAAACUCAUCGGUCACCACACGUGCAUUGA